Messenger RNA from Penicillium psychrosexuale, 558 nucleotides. RefSeq lists its product as uncharacterized. The transcript is spliced from 2 exons. NCBI's taxonomy places the organism in Eukaryota, Fungi, Ascomycota, Eurotiomycetes, Eurotiales, Aspergillaceae. Gene Ontology annotation, cellular component: mitochondrion. The coding region runs from base 1 to 558 and encodes 185 amino acids. The record is from RefSeq and is a predicted model, not a curated record. Gene Ontology annotation, biological process: autophagy of mitochondrion.
AUGGCAUGCCCCAUCAGCGUUAGCAAGUUUGUUGGCACUGUCUCCCUCGGUCUUCUUACCGGCCUCUCUUACUCCACAUCAGCCAUUACAAUCCCAGCUCUGCAGCUCCUUCCAACAGCGACAACUGCCGCCCGCUCUCUGAACGAAGUGAAGCGCCUAACCCGCCGAUAUGCCCUCCGGCUCUCCUUCUUGACCAAUACCUGUUUCUGUUUCGCAUGGUGCCUCUCAUCUCCACGCCGCCGACACCCAUAUAUGAUCUGGAUGUGUGCAUUCUCUACAAUCGGUGCCCACGGUGUUGAUUUCUGGUUCCACCGUCACCUCGGCUUCAAGAACUGGGUGUCAGCUGUGAUCCGCGAUGUUUCCCACUUUUCUCUGAUCCGGGACUCAAAUACAAGCAAGGAUGAAGACCUUGUUGUGGUUGAGGCCGAGGACGACGUGAACGGCGAAACCGUUCAGCGCGAGAUGGACCGGGAGCGCCGGCUCAACCAAGCGCGCACAUGGUUGUCUGGUAUUGCACUUUCGAUCGGCAUUGUUGGUCUUUGGGGGGACAAGAGAUGA